CAUGAUUUUUUUUUUUGAAAGGCUUAAAUAAUCGUAUGAAGUUUUUAAGGGUUGGUAUUAGGCUGCAGUUCAGGUUCUUGUGUGAACAGAGUCCGUUUACAGCAGUGAUAGCCAGUAGUUAAGGUAGAGGAAUGCUUUAUAAUUUCAAUUAGAUCGAUUGAUAAUCCUUUAAAGAAGUUGUGAUUGGAUAAGGUGACAGUUUCACGAUGUGUUUGCACAAUUCUAUAUAUAAAUGGAUUGUGGGCAGUAUUACAAAAUGAGUUAUUAGUUUUCAGCACUUGUAAAUUAAGAUUUCCCAGAAUAACACUGAAGCCAUUAGACAACCUGAGGAGGUACUGGCGCAUGCUAUUACCUAACUGUCCAAAUGGGAUCUCGUCCUCCUGAACCAGUCCAUCCCUGCUCCGGAAAACUAGACAACAUAAAAACUGAGGAUCUUGUUGCCGAAGAAGAAGAGAUCGAUGUGGAAACUCUUGAUGAAAAAGUUAGUAGUGAUGGCGAAAGCCUGGUGAGAUCAGACUCCGCAGAAGCGCCGCAGGGUAUCCAGGAACAACGUACGGUGCUGCAGGUGCGCAGUCCUAAGUGCGCGCGCUGCCGCAAUCACGGCGUUGUCUCCGGGCUAAAGGGCCAUAAGCGGUUCUGCCGGUGGAGGGACUGCCGGUGUGCCAAUUGUCUGUUAGUGGUCGAGAGGCAGAGAGUGAUGGCUGCGCAGGUGGCACUGAGGAGACAGCAGGCCAGUGAGGUUAAGAAAGGUACUAGUGGUAAGGAGUGUAUCAACCCACUUCGCAAGACAGCUUAUCAACGAUACCCCAAGUCUCCAAGUCAGUUUGCUAAGAGUAUACUGGAAGGAUACAGGCCUCCUCUGCAGGAAGAACCUUUUUCUGGUAUCAAUAAACUUCUUUUUCCAAAUUUGAGUGACAGAAUGAGAAAACGAAGGGCGUUUGCUGAUAAAGAAUUGGAAAGUUUGAUGUUUGAAAGAGAAUGCCGACAAAAAGAACAUGAGGAUAUAGCUGUAAUCCAGACAUUGCAGACAUCACAGAAAGUUGGUCUCUGUACUCCAAAAUCAAAUGUUUUAAAGAUCCACUGUGGUCACCUUUAUGAUCCAAUGCUCUUUAAUCAAGAUUUUAUUAAUCUUUAUUUGCCUUUCAUACCUUCAGAACCAUUAACUAUAGACUGUGGAACUGAGAAUUAUCAAAUUAAUGGCCUCAUCUCUACUCGUGUGGUAGCCAUGACUUCAAGUCCAUAUCACUGUGUGCCAUCUACUUCACCAGUUAUAGAACAAUGCAUGAAAUCAAACAUAGAAAAGGCAUGGAAUGGAAUGGACUUUAUGUCUUCAAAUAAAGAAGUUGGCUUUAGCCCACAUGAUGUAAGAUAUGAGACAACAAAAACAGAAUACAUUUUUCAAAAGCAAAAAGAAGCUUUCUCACUCACCCAGAAGCAAGAUGCUCAAGAUUUUAUCAUACCUGGAAGGUUUAUUUUUGUAAAUAAUCAUCCUGUAACAGAAAGAUUUGAUUUAAAUCAAAACAUUAUGAACAAAUCUUCUGUUAUAACAGACAGCAUGAAACAGUUAAUUGAACCAUUAGAUGAACAGUUUUUUGACUUGAAAUCUAAAAAGCAGAGAUUAGCAUUUUCAGUGGAAUCACUUCUGAAACUCUGAUUAGUGCAGACUGGGGCCACACUCCAUGAAUAAUAUGCACUGAUAUUUCAUCAAUUUUCAUUUGACGUAAACUGAGGUUUUUAUAUUUAAUGUUUGCUUUCCCAUUAUUCUGACCAUAUUUUGCAUUUAUAUUAUAUUAUUAACUUGUGUAUUUUCAUGACAAAGACCAAUAUUUUACACAGAAAUGUUGAUAUGUGUCUGAUAUAUUACUAUACUGCUGUGUAUGUACUUUAAUUAAAGUUCAGAAAUUAUCACAGAUCCUGUGAUAUGUGAAUUUAUGUAUAAGUCUUAACUCAAAUGAGAAUUCCAUACGGUUUCAUUGGUGUUAUUGUUCAACUUUUUUUAACCAGUCCUACAGCAAACGGAGUCAACACAUGGCUAAACAUGCACUGUUCAUUCAGCAGUAAAAAUGACAGUAAAAGUGGUAUAUCUUUACUUCAUAUAAAAAUAAUAAAAACAAUAAGCGCUUUCACAACUCUUCUUGUUGCUUCAUCAGAU
Messenger RNA from Protopterus annectens (West African lungfish), 2152 nucleotides. RefSeq names its product doublesex- and mab-3-related transcription factor 2-like. Gene Ontology annotation, biological process: sex differentiation; regulation of transcription by RNA polymerase II. The coding region runs from base 365 to 1654 and encodes 429 amino acids. Gene Ontology annotation, cellular component: nucleus. Gene Ontology annotation, molecular function: RNA polymerase II cis-regulatory region sequence-specific DNA binding; DNA-binding transcription factor activity, RNA polymerase II-specific. The transcript has 3 exons. The record is from RefSeq and is a predicted model, not a curated record. NCBI's taxonomy places the organism in Eukaryota, Metazoa, Chordata, Ceratodontiformes, Protopteridae.